Pseudomyrmex gracilis is the source of this 1176-nucleotide messenger RNA. RefSeq lists its product as uncharacterized. The transcript has a single exon. Gene Ontology annotation, biological process: DNA replication. The record is from RefSeq and is a predicted model, not a curated record. Lineage: Eukaryota; Metazoa; Arthropoda; Insecta; Hymenoptera; Formicidae. Gene Ontology annotation, molecular function: DNA-directed DNA polymerase activity; nucleotide binding; DNA binding.
AUGCUCGAAGGUACAGCGUCUGUGAAAAUUCACGUGCCCACUCUUUGCGUCGCACAGCAGAUUUGCGUCGCGUGUGCGGGCGAGGACGACAUGACGGUACGUUGCCAGUGGUGCGGUGUGCACGAAUUCGUGUUCCGCGAUGAUCCGGUGAGGCAAUUCGUCGAUUUCGUUACGAGAAUGACAAAAUGUUUCAAGCAGAUUAUCUGCAUCGCGCACAACGCCAAGACGUUCGACGCAAAGUUCAUCCUUCGUUACAUCACGGAAAAACGUGUCGAUUUGGAUCCACGAGUAAUAUUAAACGGGAUGAAGAUUGUCGUAUUAACGGCCGGGCGUACGAAAUUUAUUGACAGUAUCAACUACAUGCCGAUGCCUUUGUCAGCUCUGCCGAAAACUUUCGGUUUGCGGGGUGGAGUGGAAAAGGGAUAUUUUCCGCAUUUAUUUAACACACUCGCGAAUCAGUCGUACGUCGGUCCGUUACCAGCCGUUAAAUGAUACUCGCCGGAUAGUAUGUCUAGCAAAGAACGCGAACGUUUUUUGUCGUGGCACGCGGAACAGAUGCGCAAAAACGCAGUUUUUGACUUUCAACGCGAGAUAGUUCGUUAUUGUCUUAACGACGUUGAUAUCUUGCGGCGAGCGUGCAUGGCCUUCCGCAAGAUAUUUCUCGAGUGUGGAAACGUAUGUCCGUUCGAAGAAUGCACGACCAUCGUUUCCACAUGUAUGCGCGUUUUCCGCAAAAACUUUUUACGUGAGGAAGAGAUCGGCGUCAUUCCUCGCGGCGGAUAUCGCUUCGCGGAUACGCAAUCCCGCAAAGCUCUGCAGUGGCUGGUGUGGAAAGAGCGCGCGCUCGGCCGCAUCAUUGUUCACGCGGGUCACGGGCGAGAACAUCGUCUCGCGGAAGUCGGAGGCAUUCCCGUCGACGGGUAUUACAAGACGGCGAACGGUGAGCGUCACGUGUUGCAAUACCACGGCUGCUUUUGGCACGGGUGUUCCGUGUGUUUUAGAACGGAACGCGACAAACGUCUCUGCACGGGGGAGCGCGAAGUGUACGACACGAUAAACUCGCGAUACGAGCGUACACUGACAACGUUAUGGCGUCUUCGCAAACGAGGGUACAUCGUGACGAAGAAAUGGGAGUGCGCUUUUGAUCGCGAUAUGCGAAAAAAUCGCGAAAUGUGA